CCGUAAUGUAGACGGCGGUUGCAGUUUUUCUAGGAAAGAAUUAAUUUUUUUCCUGUUAUCUGGCGUUAACUUCCACGCUGUUCCCUUCAAGCGAUACUCCAUAAAUUUCUCCUCCAACCCUUCGAAGCACAAGUGCAUAGGCUCUACCGGCAUUUGGGCAGGUAAGUUAUAAUCUGUCAGUUUCAUUAGCUCAGACAUUCCUUGCAGUCCAAUAAACUCGUGCAGUUGAUCAGGAGCUCCUAAAACUGCUGCACGCGCACGCGCUCGCUCUUUCGUAAUCUGAGCAUCUCGAAGUUUUGGUAGACGGAAUGGCGCCUGCUUUGAAUUUACCAUUGGGUAGCAUUUUAUCGUUCUUUCGUCUACGCCAGGAUUCAAAAGAACCCUUUCCCCAGCAUAUUCACAGUGCACGCAUCCAAAGUCAGCCAUGAAGGAGCUCAUAUGCGCAAUCGGCCAUCGUUCCUGGCUGUCAGCGAUAUAAGUCGAGGAGCUCCUCCAUAACUGGAUGUAGAAGUGCCUGCUUCCAGUUCGCGGGUUGCUGCCAUUUUUGUUGAAACAAUUUUUCACUUUUGUUCCAUAGUCCUAGAAUGUGCGGGGUUGGCCGUUUGUUUUUCACUGGUAAGUGAUAGCUUAAAAUCCAUAUAUUUGAUUUUGACGAUUUCGCUGUUGCCGCUCCAUCGGAAAAUAGCGCUAUCGGAAGAAAUCGUCCAAGCUUUCGGGCAUAAUUUUUAUAAAUCUCACCAUCUGUAAAAGAAGUAAUGCAAUCUUCGUCUUGUGCUGGCACAUUGUAGGAGCUCCUAAAUUUGGCCGACUGCGCUAACGCUGUUAUCCUUGGCUUCAAUGGGAAAUGCACAAAGGUAAACAGGCUGAGUGAACCUUUCGGAUACUGGCUUUCGCAUUUUGGGCAAUUGGUAGUUCCUUCGGUCCGCUGUUCUGCGCCAAUGUAACUGCCACACAAAGGGCAUGCAACAUGGAGGUCGUAUUUUGGGAACAUAUUUCUUUUUCGGAGUCCCGCUUCCAGUUGGUACAACGUUCUGGGGAAUUUGGAAUUUUCAGAUGGGACAGGAACACGAUCCCAGUCGUCGUGGAGCUCCACGUGGACUUCUUGUGGUUGUUGUUGAAACUCAUCAUGAUCUAUAACGAUAGUAUUCUCGGCUGCUAGUGUGCUACCAAAUAGAUCUACUCGUACCAUUUUCGCCAGGUUCUGCCGCAACAGUUUCAAUCAACUCUUGCUGAUCGGUGGCAUCCACCCCGUCAAGAAUUUCUGCCCAGUCGUCGAGGAGCUCCUCACGAACUUGAUGGUUUCCUGCGUAGCACAUAGCGGUUCAAUCACACUUCCGUUCCAGAUAUAUCAAGUAUUAAAUUCUUGAUGAAUUUGAGAUUUAAUAUAUCCGGAACAGCUGUGUUACUUGCCGUCGCCGAUACCACCAUCAUCCCGAUAAUCAGCGCCCAAAGCUGCUUCUGGAAUUGUGGUUUUCCGUCUGCGGUUCCGGUUGGCAUGCUGCCGAAUGCCAACUUUACGCCUCCUGCGUUCCAUUUCACAAGGUGCUGUUAUUUCAUUGUUCCACGAUGGAAUUUAUCAUGUUUCGGGAGCUCCCCUUUUCUGAUAUCAAGUAUUAUUACGCGGCAAAGAAUCAGUUUGAUGACGACUUUGUUCCGGGCGAUAAGUACAAAUGCUAUUUUCCUGAAUCGAAGAAGGACCACGUAGCCGAAUUUGUUGGAUGGUUUCCCACGGAAGAGCGAGCCGAAAUGCGACUCACCGAGUUGCAGCAGCGGGACGGCAAAAAGUCUGGAGCUCCAGCAAAGCGCCGGGCGACAAAGAUGACCGACACGGAAAUCCACAAGAAGGCGAAGCAGCCGGACGAUAAGCAAAGUGGCUGCCAAAAACCGCUAACGUUUCAGGAGCGAAUGCGACAGAAUGGCGUUGUGCUGGGGAAUUUAGCAGAAAACCGUAGUGGUGGCCAUCAACCGAGCACGUCCACAGGGAUCACCAGCCUGGCAUCAAAGGAGCUCCCGUUGCCAGUGAAGCUGCGUGGAAACACACAGCUGCCACACACUUUGCCGACAACUUCAACCAAUGAUCAUUCGAACCGGCCGCUGGAAGAGCCGUCUGCUUCAUAUACGGAAUUGAAACGAAUGCAGCCACUGCAGUGUCCAGCGGCAGAUGUAUCUUUUGAUCGUAAAGUUGGAAAGUCGACUGACUUUUACAAUUUAUGGGACACAUUAAGCACUGAUGGUGCUUGGACAAGCCAGACUGAUUUAGUGGAAAAAAUUGCUUUCGAUGUUAAACAAGCGGAACUGGAUCGCGAUGCAUCAUUCGAAGUGUGGGAGAACGCUGCUGUCCAACAGCAAAAGGCGCAGGGAUUGUCGGAAGAGGAUUUAUACGUGGCAUCUGACACGGAGAUUUUUCGCGCCCUGGCCAUGGCGGAAAUUCCGGUGGUUGAAGAUGGGCCGACUCGCAACACCGCCAUCGUCACGUUUCCACAAGCCGCUUUGAUGGGAGCUCCCUCCGACGGGACUGCUAAUAGCUCAGAUGUGAAAGUGCCCACUGUACUCGUGAAGAACACAGCGGAUAUGCUGAAAAGGAGUUCCAUGUUGUCCAGCUGCCGCAAAUUUCAGACAACGCCGAUUUGUUGGAGGAAGGGUUUCCAGUUAAAUUCAAAGAUCACCGUUGGAAAUGGCCAGAAAUAGGAGCUCCUGUUACGGCUGAUGAAGAAUACUAUAUUCCUCUGCGCACCUCAGAGCGGGAAUUUCAUCUAAAGAAUCCUCCGAGGGUGAAUCGUUCUGCAAUUACUCUGCGCGACCAGUUGUCUCCAUGGUUUUUCCAGUUGGGAGGUCCCGGAAAGAAACACCUGGACGUCGCCUUUCCUGCCGUUUUUGUGGACGAUGAUAGCCAUUUUUUAGAGGCUCAGUUUCUUAAUCGAAAGAUCACCGCAGAGAAGUUUUCGUGGUACUUGAUGUCGCGAAUGAUGGGAGGAGCUCCUGGCCUCAUUCGUUUGGCGACGCUGUACGAAAUGCACAAACAAACUGCCACUAACAAGCGGCAGUAUAACUUCUACGAAAGAGUUUUGGGAAUUGACUUCUUCCGUUCUGUUGACAAAAAGACUCGGGAUUUAAUUCGCGCUAUGGUGCCCACUAAUUCGGGUGGCGCUGAAGCAGCUGCUCGCGCUGCAGUAAUUAAAGGCCUCCCGGAAAUCCCCAAAUCCAUGCAGUCCCACUUUGGCCAUAAGUUUGCCAACUGGAUGGAUAAGUUCAAGGAACAACACGAAAGAAAAAGAGCUGUGGACCGCGCAUUUUUCUAACCAUCUAAAGGAGCUCCUAUUGUGGUGGUAUUUGUUGCUAUUAAAAUAAAAUUUUGUUCCGUUACUUCGAUGCCUGCGCAUUAUUGAUAUUUCUUCUGUUUACGUAUUUCUGUUACCGGCGGUUACGAUUUUAUGCUGUUUAUAUGCUGAGCGUUGGUCUUAUGAUUGGUCGGUUUGUGCGUGCGCGGUACGGGCUGCUAUGCCGUUUGAAUGCUACGAUAAAAGUUACUGAAUUUG
This is a messenger RNA of Paramacrobiotus metropolitanus, 3536 nucleotides long. RefSeq lists its product as uncharacterized. Bases 1567 to 2688 code for a protein of 373 amino acids. The record is from RefSeq and is a predicted model, not a curated record. Lineage: Eukaryota; Metazoa; Tardigrada; Eutardigrada; Parachela; Macrobiotidae. The transcript has 15 exons.